AUGGACGCGGGCCGCACGGAGAACCUGUCGGUGGUGUACCAGAGCCGGGACUUCCUGGUGGUGAACAAGCACUGGGACCUGCGCAUCGACAGCCGGAUGUGGCGCGAGACGCCCACCCUCCAGAAGCAGCUGCGCCACCGCUUCCCCGAGCUCGCGGAUCCUGACACCUGCUACGGGUUCAGAUUCUGCCACCAGCUGGACUUCUCCACCAGCGGGGCGCUCUGCGUGGCCCUGAACAAGGCGGCAGCCGGCCGCGCUUACAAGUGCUUCAAGGAGCGGCGCGUCACCAAGGCCUAUCUGGCUCUGCAGGUGCGGGGACACGUGCAGGAGAACCAGAUGACCAUCAGCUACGCCAUCGGCAGGAACAGCACUGAGGGUCGUGCUCACACCAUGUGCAUUGAGGGCACUCAGGGCUGUGAGAACCCAAAGCCGAGCCUAACAGAGCUGGAGGUCCUGGAGCACGGGCUGUACGCUGGCGCCCCUGUUUCCAAAGUGCUGUUGCGGCCUCUCACAGGCCGGACACACCAGCUGCGUGUGCACUGCAGUGCCCUCAGCCAUCCCGUCGUGGGGGACCUGACCUAUGGGCAGGCAUUGGACCAAGAAGACCAGCCCUUCCGCAUGAUGCUGCACGCCUUCUAUUUGCGUAUCCCCACGCACACGGAGCGCGUGGAGGCCUGCACACCAGACCCCUUCGUGCCGGCCCUCGACGCCUGCUGGAGCCCCCACACCCUGGUGCAGUCCCUGGACCAGCUCGUCCAGGUCCUGAGGACUGCUCCCGACCCUGGUCCCACAGAAGGGAGCCCUGCGCCCUGCAGCACUCCCACGCCCCCCAGCAAGCCCCCCGAGACAGAGGCACAGCGGGCCUCCUGCCUGCAGUGGCUGUCGGAGUGGACUCUGGAGCCUGACAACUGAGAGCAGCAGGCUGGGCGGGAGUGGCAGGCUAGGCCCACGAGGGGGAUGGGGGCUGCCGGGGAGAGCCCUGGGCCCAUCCUGGGUAGGGGCUGUCCCCGGGUGCGGCCUCUGUGGGUGGAGCCUGAGGCCCCCACUGCAGCAACCAGACCCGGAGAGACGGGCAGGGCCAGCAGGGGGCGCCAGGCCGCCGGGAGUUCGGAGGUGGGCCCUCCCCGAGCACCUGCCCUCCCCUGUGAGGGGAAACCAAGGCCUGCCUUAUGGGCUCCCAAGCUUUGCUCCUCCGGGUUUGUUUUAUGGAUCUGCCCAGGGUCGCUGUCUCAGAGACAGAGCCCACGGUCGGGCCUCGCCUCCUCCUGGCCCCAGGCCUCUGAGCACCCUGCUCCGCAGCGCGCUCCUCAGACCUCCUCUGUCGGUCGGCCGCUCCCGGCUGGGUCCUCCCUACCUGCGGCCCCGAUUCACCCGCCCAGCCAGUGCUGCCUCGUGCCUUUGCUCUUACCAGACUCUGCUUGUGGGCCCCCGCCUCCCCAUCCACGCGGCACCUGGGGGAGGGUCUGAGCCGCGCCCCUCGGUCCUCUCCCAGGCCCUCAGGCUUCAGCUGGGAGCACGGGUGGCCAGCACCCAUCUUUUCUAUCCCGAAUGUCCUGUCCGUGUCGGCCUAGUUGUAGCUGAGCUACGGGGCUUCAGAAUAAAUACUCAGUGACUGAC
Messenger RNA from Lutra lutra (Eurasian river otter), 1617 nucleotides. RefSeq names its product RNA pseudouridine synthase domain containing 1 (gene RPUSD1). Gene Ontology annotation, molecular function: pseudouridine synthase activity; RNA binding. The record is from RefSeq and is a predicted model, not a curated record. Gene Ontology annotation, biological process: pseudouridine synthesis. Bases 1 to 912 code for a protein of 303 amino acids. The transcript has 5 exons. NCBI's taxonomy places the organism in Eukaryota, Metazoa, Chordata, Mammalia, Carnivora, Mustelidae.